AUGGUGCUGCUGGGCCCGACCGCAAGGUCUAUUGGGGAGAUGUUGAUAGUCUGUGAGGCCUUCGCCGCGUCACACGGAUUGACAUACAACGUUAAAAAAUGUGAGUUCGUGGUCUUCAAGGCCGCCGGUAAGUGUACAGACACCUUUCCAUCGAUUACACUAAAUGGCAUGAGUGUAAAACAGGUGUCUCGGUUUAAAUACCUCGGACAUAUUCUUACCAACGACCCUAAAGGUGAUGACGAAGUCGAGAGGGAGCGCAGGGCGUUGGCGAUACGCGGGAAUAUGCUGGCCCGCAGGUUUGCCCGCUGUGCGGAUCAAGUCAAAAUAUCCCUCUUCAAAGCGUAUUGUCAGGGUCUGUACACGAGCCGGGCGGCGUCGUGGUGA
Molecule: messenger RNA, 384 nt
Organism: Hyposmocoma kahamanoa
Lineage: Eukaryota; Metazoa; Arthropoda; Insecta; Lepidoptera; Cosmopterigidae
Exons: 1
Coding region: 1-384 (127 amino acids)
Source: RefSeq, a predicted model, not a curated record